Seriola aureovittata is the source of this 2510-nucleotide messenger RNA. RefSeq names its product placental growth factor b (gene pgfb). The coding region runs from base 616 to 1107 and encodes 163 amino acids. Gene Ontology annotation, cellular component: membrane. The record is from RefSeq and is a predicted model, not a curated record. Gene Ontology annotation, molecular function: growth factor activity; vascular endothelial growth factor receptor binding; chemoattractant activity. Lineage: Eukaryota; Metazoa; Chordata; Actinopteri; Carangiformes; Carangidae. Gene Ontology annotation, biological process: sprouting angiogenesis; positive regulation of endothelial cell proliferation; response to hypoxia. The transcript has 7 exons.
UGUGAGGGCAGAUGCAGCAGGGCAGAGAGGAGGACAGAGAAGGGGAGGAGAUUUAAAUGGCCAGCUUGUGAAAAGGUAGUGUGGGGCAAUUAGAGGCAAGUGUGUGUGUUUCUGCCGACUGGAGCUUAGAGCAGGACUGAAAACUGAGACUGUCGCUGCAACUUCAUGCUUUUUUUUUUCAGCAGAGGAUCAACACUUUUGGGCUGAACACACUGCGCUUUUACUUUGUCAAAACGGGGCUGCCGCUAUUUCAUGUUUUAAACAAUAGUUGUUGAUUUUUUUUUAAAAGCUUUGUGCUUCGACUCAGUUGGUUUUUAAUGUAAAUAUAAAAACAACUUUUUUUUCUUUUUUUAUUUUAUUGUCCCAGCACCUCCAGUUCGCCUCCGGGGCCUUAUUCAUUAGUAAGCACAAUCUACUUCAUCAGGUUACACGCGGCAGAGGAGCUACGUGACUGCACUCAUUCCCAGCACUACACCAAAGCGGGAGCAGAUGACUUGGAAAUUCUCAGUCAGCAUCUUUUUUUCUUUAUGAGUAUUUUGGGACUCUUUUGUUGGAUUGUUUUAUUGUGAGCACCGGGAGCCGCCGCCCCCCCUCUCCACUCGCAGACAUCGCGAAAUGAAACUCGGUUUUGUCAUCGAGACUGCGGUGGCGCUUUAUCUGCUGCUCUCACCUGCACAGAGUCUCCCUUUGGCAAGUGUAAACAGUACAACUGAAGUGUUAAUGUUUCAAGAAGUGUGGGGUCGCAGCUUCUGCCGGACCAUUGAGAAGCUUGUGGAGGUGGUGCAGGAGUACCCGACAGAGGUGGAGCACAUCUACAGCCCCUCCUGUGUGCCGCUGGUGAGGUGUGCAGGUUGUUGUGGGGACGAGAACCUGGAGUGUCAUCCAACACACACCACGAACGUCACCAUGCAGCUGUUGAAAAUCAGGCCGUCAGAGCCGGGUCAGGAAUAUGUUGAGAUGACGUUUGUGGAGCAUCAGACAUGUGAAUGUAGAGUCAGGAAACCUGUUGUGAAGGUUGAAAGGAAAAGGCAAAGAGGAAAAGGAAGGAAGAGAAAGGAGAAACAGAAAGUGAAAGAAUGUGACAGGUGCCAGAUCCCUCGCAGGUAACUGCAGUGGUGACCCAACCCCCUGUUGCAGUGUGGCUCAUUAUUUAUUUCCAGCCCAGUGACGGCAUCAGGAGUCUCCUCCACUCAUCCAUCAGUGCUGUGUCUGCAGCCAAAGACUCCAAAAGCUGGGUUGUUUCGCUGACGUGCCCUCCUGCUGAUGGGCAGAGCGUUUGUAUUGACAAGGUUCAACAGGAAGUGUGUUAACUGGUGGAAACACUGCUGUUACACACCUGAUACAAUGGAUAUCCCUGGGAGCCAGUGCAAUGUAGAAUCAAACAGACUGAUGCCUUUUCUUUUUUACUAGUUAUUACUGUAUCAGAUAUUGUAAUUUGUCGAUUUAUUUGGUAUUUAAAGGUGGUUAUGUUUAAAAUCUAUAUUUAUUGAUACAGCUGAAUAUAUUUGGACCAGCAACUUGUAAAAAGUUUGUCAGACUUUGUUCAAACAUUAUCCAAGAGAUCUUCACUUUUCAUAACAGCCUAUGUUGGACUGAGUGUGCAGAUGCUUUGUACAUGCAGUAAUGAAAUGUCUCCCUCUAGUGUUUAUGUUCUAAACUGCUCUAUAUGAAAGUAUUUUUCUAGGUCAGAUAUACAAAUAAGAUUAGACAGACAGUGUUAUCAAUCACAAGCAAUCAUGCCAUCAGCUUAAAGGUAAUUUAUCAGUUAUGAAAGUAACAAUCCCACUCUCCCUCCAUAGCGCCAUGUGACCAGACAGGAGUUGGAGGUGUUUUACUGCUAAUUCACACCUAUAUAAGAGCAAUAUUGAUCAGAAAAGUUUAUCAACUGAAAACUCUGCAGAAGGUUGUGUAUAAAUAAAUAUAUAAAAUUGUCAAAUAUCCAAAUUGUUCUUUGAAAACUCCCUUUAUUGCUUGUUUUUGGUGGACAGGAUAGAGCAGUAAUUAUAGCUGCUUUCUAAAUAAACAAACCUCAGCCAUCUGGAAUCAGCUUAUUAUAAAACACACCAGAAAGUGUGCAGUAGGCUGCAUGGUGGACGUGACAAAGCCCAGUAGGAAAGGGCAGAUCACAGGGCAGAUUACAACAGUAAUCAAUAUGCUCAAGCAGCCCUCAUUUGCUUUUGAUGCUUAUUAAAGAAUAUUGAUUACAAUUAUUGUUAUUUUGUUGUAAUUUGGUCACAAGGUUUUCACAGAUUUAUAAAAAGUAUUUCUGUUUGUGUGGACCCUGGUGACACAUGACUCACACAUGCCCACACCCCAGGUGUCUUCCUUUGUCUGUUUUUGGAAACACUGAAGUAGUAAAUUAAAGUAAAAAGUAAAUUGUGUCCUUUGAAAUUUUUUUCAUGAACUACACAAAGAAAAUCUCUAUGAAAAUGUAAGAAGUAACAUUUCUACUGUUUUAGCAUUUUAUUUCAUUUAAAUAUUUAUUUUGUAAUUAAAUUGUUAUGGUUUCA